AUGCGUGUUUUGGAUAUUGCAUAUCUGGGGCUAGCUGCCCUCGGGCUUGCCCGUGCCUGUGAAACUGAUGAAGAUUGCAGCCUCAAUGGCGUCUGCAUUGACGGCCCUGAUGGUCCUAAGAAUAGUGAUCACCCAGGGAUACUAAGCAGAAUAUGCAAAUGUGAUCCCGGUUGGUUUGGUGAAGACUGUGGCAGACUGGAUCUCGCUCCGGCGACUCGAUAUACAGGUUACAACUACACAAACGUUACCGACCCAAGCUACUACGGAACAUAUGGCAACUCCUCCUGGGGUGGAGAGAUUUUACAAGAUCCAGAUGAUCCUACCCUAUUCCAUCUAUUUGCCUCUCAGUUCAGCUACGGCUGUGGGCUCAGUGGCUGGAGACCACAUUCUUUCAUAAUGAGAGCGGAGUCUCGGAAUGGACCGCAGGGCCCAUACCAUUUCGCCGAGACGGUGGCUCCGGCUUUUCGCCAUAAUCCUUAUGUGUUCUUCAGUCCAGCGGAUAAUAAGUAUCUUUUAUAUACCAUCGGCGUUGAUGCACCAAAGCCAGAGAAAUGCCAAAGCAUCUCGAACACACGGUGGCCAAACAACAUCUCCGUCGCCAGUUCUGAUAGCAUCCGAGGUCCUUGGACCCCAUUUAAAAUGAUUCUUAACUCCAAAGACCCGCAAUCAACCAACCCUGCCCCGUGGCCACUUUGGUUCCCAGAAAACCCAACCAGCCAAAUUAUAAUGGGAGUCGAAGGAAAUGCAAUCUUCAUCGCCGACACAUGGGACGGCGAAUACAAAUUGAUGUACACGCAGAAAUGGAACACAACCAACUACAGCCCCACAUGGACUGAAGACCCGUUUUUCUGGCGCGACAAGCGGGGAAACUGGCACACGCUGACGCACUGGAUGAUCGAUAUUGUUGAACAUGAUGGGCAGAAAUGGCCCCGUGUGGGGGCCCAUAUGUACGCGCGCAACUUGACUGGACCUUGGUAUUUCAAGUUAUAUGAGGCUUUUAACUCUACUGUUGCGUUUACUGAUGGGUCGGUUGAGACCCUGAAGCGCCGUGAGAGACCGAAGAUUUUUUUUAGUGACGAUGGUGAGAUGACACCGCUUUAUUUGAUCAAUGGGGUGCAGAGCAUGAAUGAGAGUUCGCGCAGUUAUACUCUUAUCCAACCGAUUGGAACGAAGUGGAAGCAGUAUGAGAAAGACCUUGGCUUUUAUAGUGAUUUACGAUAUCGGUAUCUGAGCAAUGACGGGCAUCCUGGCCCGAUAGGGGACGAUUUCGAUAAAGAGCGUACCUGA
This is a messenger RNA of Aspergillus oryzae RIB40, 1287 nucleotides long. RefSeq lists its product as uncharacterized. The record is from RefSeq and is a predicted model, not a curated record. Lineage: Eukaryota; Fungi; Ascomycota; Eurotiomycetes; Eurotiales; Aspergillaceae. Bases 1 to 1287 code for a protein of 428 amino acids. The transcript has a single exon.